AAUAACCUCAAUUUUAGAUGUCAAAUAAAUGGUAUAAAUUUUCAAAACAUUUCGAUUUACUGAUAAAAUGAUGAAUACAAUUUUAAAACAAUUACAGACUCUCAAGGAAGAAGAACUUUAUUCCAAUAUUUGUAAAGUGUGCGAUUUGGCUUUAACCUUAGCCGAACAAAAACCGGACGUAUUCAACUUACCAAUCAAACUACAAAUAACAUUAUAUUACGGCGAUGCCCUAUUCCACACCUACCAAUAUUUACAAGCUGAAAACUUGUACAGACAAGGUUUACAAAUGAGAAAAAACUACAUAAUGAAAUCGAAAAAUGCCAGCAAUAAAAUUGACAAUCAAAGCAACAUAAUGAGCGACGUGGAUAUCAAAUAUCAGAUACAUUUAUGCUGCAUGGCUUUGAAACAAAAAAACGCCGCCGGUGAGAUUUUACAGAUGAUUUCGGCGAGGCAUAGGACUCCUAAGGUUAAUAUGGCUUUGGGGAAUAUUUAUAAGGAUAUAGGAAUGGAGAGAUCAGCUAUUACUUGUUUUAAGGAAGUGUUGAGAGAGUGUCCUUUGGCUUUAGAGGCUGUGGAAAAUCUUCUCAAACUUGGAGUAAAGGGCAUUGAAGUAAACUCGCUAAUGAUUCAAGUUACAUCGGAUAUCAGCUGGUUGAGCCAGUGGAUUAAGGCUCAAGCUCAGUUGCAUUCUAAAGAUUUCGCUGGCGCUUUAAAGACUUACAAAAGUAUGGACGUUCAUGGUUUAUUAAAAGAUAACACUUCUUUAUUAGUCAACGUGGCUUAUUGCUACCAUUACAUGUGCGAAGACGCCAAAGCCAUAUCUAUAUUACAAAAGGCUUUACGAUUAGAUCCUUGCUUAGUAACAGGAAGAGAUUUGCUAUCGACUUUAUUAGCAGCUUCUGGUACGAAAGAGCACAUAAGGGCUUUGGAAGGUUUGACGCCGAUGAUGGACAUGUCUCUUUGGAGCGCCGAGCACUGGGUGGUUUUAGGAAAUUACAUGUACUCGUUGAAAAAAUACGAUAAAGCCGCGUAUUUCGGUCAGCAAGCUUGUCACAUAGAUAGACGGAACGUCGAAGCUUUGCUGUUGAAAGCUAACACUUUGUUGCAAAUUAAGAAAUACCAAGAUGCUACUACUCAUUGUUCGGAAGCUUUACAAAUAUGCAAUUUUAGGUAUGAUAUACAUAAAUGUUUAGUCGAAUGUUAUAUUCAAACUAGUAGAUUGAGAGAAGCGGAAUCUAUGGCUCUCAAUGCUUGUAAGCAAAUGAAUUUUACUGCACAGGGAUAUUGUCUACACGCUUCGGUUCUACUCAAAGACCCGAUGGCGUCCGGCAAAACGGUCCGUAGAACUCUCGAGAAAGCCGUUUCGCACGACAAAACCAGCUCGACCAACGCCUUGUUUAUGCUAGUCGAAUUCCUAGAAGGCGAACAACAAUACGACCAAGCGUCGCAACUUUUACUCAAACACUUAGAAACUCAAAAACCUUCGUCUAGGCUACACCAACUUUUAGGCGAUUGUUUCGUCAAUCUUCAAAAGGACGAUGAGGCGUUCGAUCAUUAUAAUCUCGCUCUUAAUUUGGAUCCGACGAAUCAAAGAGCGACCGAAGGGUUGAACAACAUCGGAAGGAGUUUGUCGCUUAGUAAACGAGAUAGUUAUUAUACUUGCGUGGGGGGAGAGACGUCGUAUAAUUCGCAGGGGACGAAUUCGUCUGAUCACGAAGUUGAUCCGGAAAGUGAUACGGACGGUACUUGGCCUAUUUUGGGGUUUGAUAAUGGACUUAUGUUGGCAUCCAACUUUAUUUAAAAUCUAGAAAAGCGAAAAAUUAAAUGAAUAUAGAAAUGGGAAGGAAGUCCGAAAUUCUACAAUCGCCCUAUGAUUCUUGCAAAAUAGCAGCACACAAACAAAAAGUAGAAGUUCCAUCAACCAGCAAUAAAAUUCUUGUGCCACUACAUAUGUAAGAAUGAUUUAUUCAGCUUUGAGAAAAAAUAUCAUUAAUCCCAAUUUUUCCAAUUUGUUUUGCUUUUUACUCUUUGGCAGCUACCUAUCUCUUUAUGUAAACGACAUUGCCUUAAUUUAGUUGAAAAUCACGCAUUGAAGUUGUAGUGAUAGAAACGAAACACUGCAAAUUUUAUAUUGUGAAUUUGUUAAGGCUUUAAAUGAAAUGAGAGCAUUUACAGAUAAUCUUGAAUAUUCAAAAAGACCUGCUUGUAAUUUAUAUGGUUAAUUUUGUUUCGUUAUGUAAUAUCUAAACGUUUUAUAUGAUUUAAAUGCCUUUAUUAUUAAGUUUAUCAAUUCUGUAACUGAAAAUGUCGAGCACUGUUACAUUUGCUAAGAAAUUCAUAGACUUUUUUUUAAUUAUCUAAAAUUGUUUUUUUGCUAUGACUUCUUAAUUUUAAUGAAAUUAUUGUUUUCUGCAGUGCUGACAAGAUAAAACUUUCGGUCCCAUUUUGUUAAUUUUGGCGUUCGUGUGCAGGGCCGCUGAGAGCCAUGACGGGACCCGGAGCAAAACACUGGCAAGGGCCUGUCCCCCACAUAUUAUAACUUAUAACCUAUUUUUUAUAGCUGCCUGGGCUCUGAGGAUUUUGCUUCCCUUGCCCUUGCCAACCCCUCUCGACGGGCCUGUUCGCAUGUGCAGAAGAGGAAAGAAUGCAUAGUAUCGACGUUGCCAGUGACAAGAUGGUAGCUCUCACUAUCAAUUAACGACUCUACUUGUGAUUAACAACAUUGAUACUGCUUCGUUUCUUUUCCUUACAUGUCUGAACGUCAUUAUUCACUAAUCAAACCAGCAAAGCAGGGUAUCUUUAUUGUGUUUGUCAAUAUUUAAAUGUACAAUUUCUGUGUAUUAUGUAUUUGUUUACAAAUAAAACAUCUUUAAUCGA
Psylliodes chrysocephalus is the source of this 2877-nucleotide messenger RNA. The record is from the annotation of a GenBank genome assembly. NCBI's taxonomy places the organism in Eukaryota, Metazoa, Arthropoda, Insecta, Coleoptera, Chrysomelidae.